This is a messenger RNA of Sander lucioperca (pikeperch), 2026 nucleotides long. RefSeq names its product zgc:171566. The record is from RefSeq and is a predicted model, not a curated record. Gene Ontology annotation, cellular component: vacuole. Gene Ontology annotation, biological process: tetrahydrofolylpolyglutamate metabolic process. The coding region runs from base 287 to 1246 and encodes 319 amino acids. NCBI's taxonomy places the organism in Eukaryota, Metazoa, Chordata, Actinopteri, Perciformes, Percidae. Gene Ontology annotation, molecular function: gamma-glutamyl-peptidase activity. The transcript has 9 exons.
CUCCUCUAUAGAAGACUGAACGGAGGUAAAGAACGACAGACAGAGAUAUCCCACAGCAAGAGAGAGGAGAAUCAGCCUUUGGUCUCAUAGCCUCAUCACCCGGAAAGAAGCAUAUUCUCGGAUCAUUAUUUACCAUUAUCUUUUCUGCAUUUUGUUUAUUUCUUUUUCUUUUUUUUUUUAUAGACAAAUACCCAGCACCGAUAUUGUAAUCUUUUCAUCAUCAGCCUGCAUCCCUCAUCAUCUCCAGCGGUUCUGUGUUUCUAAUCCUGCCUGCCCGGUGUGUUGGAUGUGUCGGCCGAGUGCAGCGGUGCUCGCGGUGCUCACCGCCUGUCUCUGCGGCGCGAGCGUGUGCGCGGCGGCAGGGAGAAGCCAGCAGCUCAAUUACCGACCGGUCAUAGGUGUGUUGGCACAGGAAAAUCUUCCAGGAGACCAGUUUGCCCGUGGCUCCUCGUACAUCGCUGCCUCCUAUGUCAAAUACUUGGAAGGAGCCGGAGCUAGGGUCGUACCCAUAAGAAUAAAUCGUACGGAACAAGAAUACACUAACAUAUUCUACUCAAUAAAUGGGUUGUUGCUGCCGGGAGGAGAUGUAGAUCUUCAAACAUCGCAGUUCAGCCAAGCAGCCAAGAUCUUCUACGACUUGGCACUGAAGGCCAAUGAUGCUGGGGACUACUUCCCCAUCUGGGGAACGUGUCAGGGCUUCCAGCAGCUGUCCGUCCUCACAGCCAACAAAAACCUGCUAACCCUCACUGAUACCAAGGCUGUGGCUCUACCUCUCACUCUCACACCAGCGGCCCAGUCCAGCCGUCUCUUCCGAAGUUUCCCCAAGGAUCUUCUGCAGUCUCUGGCCGAGGAAAACGUCACUUCCAACUUCCACAGAUGGAGUCUGUCUAUGCAGAACUAUAGCCGGAAUGCCAAGCUCAAGAGGUUUUACAAGGUCCUGUCCACUAACAAUGAUGGGAAGAAAGAAUUCAUCUCCACAAUGGAAGCCUACCGCUACCCAUUGUAUGCAGUGCAGUGGCAUCCAGAGAAGAGCCCCUUUGAGUGGAUAGAUAAGCCAGGCAUGAUUCACUCCACCACUGCUGUAAGAGCCUGCUUCUACACUGCCAGCUUCUUUGUCUCUGAAGCCAUGAAGAACCAGCACCAUUUCUCCAGUGCUGUGGAGGAAGAGCGAGCUCUCAUCUAUAACUUCUCUCCCGUCUACAGAGGCAUGCAUGCCAUCUUCGUGCAGAACUAUUACUUUGAUUGAUGGACAGUAUACCGAAGACCAAACAGACCUGGGCUCAGUCUAGUCAGAAUUUGUUAUAAGUAUCGUCAUCUUGGCCCACGUUUAAUACCAAACUUUAUGCUGUCGUCACUUACAGUAGCAUCAAACAUCAAGUCAAUAAUUACCCGUUUAGCUUAGCUCAUUUGCCACAGAUUUGGAAUGCAGUGCCAACAGGACAGUGAGGAAAUGCAGUGAUAAUUAAUACAAGAAGAAUUAAACGUCCUUUUAAGUAUUCGCUGGUUGUCUUGAGUCGAAUGACAGAUAAAGAAAAUAAUACAAAUUGAAUUUACUUUUAAUCAGUGUUUCUCAAACGUUUUCAGAACAAGGACCACUUACCCAAUAAAAAACCAAACCUAACGGACCACCUUACAGCCAAAAUAACCCCAAAAACAAUAGCCUUCUUACUUCAACAGUAUAUUACAAACAACUGCCAAAUCAAAUGACUAGAUCUAAUGACUCUAGAAAUAGCUUACUCACUCAUUGUCUCUUUUGCCAUCUUAAUGCAAGAAGAGGAACAAUGGUGCUGCUUAUACUGAGACAUCAGGGAAGCAAUGUAUGUCAUAAAGCUAUAAUGCGUAGUUUCUGUCUCCCCCAUUAGGAAUUCUAAGCAAUGACACCAACACUGUUGGCGCAUCCUAAUGACGCAAGCACCCCCACCCCUCUCCCACGCUGUUGCUACAGUAGUAGCGUCUAACCCGUCAAAUCAAGGAGGACACGGAGGAUAAUAUAAACAUGAUGGACUCUUCAGAAGAAGUAAUUAUC